GCAAGCAUCUUCACCAAAAUCGGCCUCACAUGCCGGAAGGGGAGGUGACGGAGCGGAGAAUGGAAAACGGAAAGAGAAAAAGGGAGAGGAAUACGGCGGCGGCGGUCUCUGCUGCUGGAAUUGAACGAAUUAGGGCUUCGCACAUACUGCUGAAGCACGAGGAAUCGCGGAGGAAGAGCUCAUGGAAGGAUCCUGAGGGACGACUUAUCAGCAUCACUACCAAGGCGAAGGCGGCUGAGCAGCUCAGGGAGUUGAGGGAGGAGGUCGCUGCCGGCAGGGCUCU
This is a messenger RNA of Phalaenopsis equestris, 283 nucleotides long. RefSeq names its product peptidyl-prolyl cis-trans isomerase Pin1-like. Gene Ontology annotation, molecular function: peptidyl-prolyl cis-trans isomerase activity. The record is from RefSeq and is a predicted model, not a curated record. The transcript has a single exon. Gene Ontology annotation, cellular component: cytosol; nucleus. The annotation marks the transcript as partial. Lineage: Eukaryota; Viridiplantae; Streptophyta; Magnoliopsida; Asparagales; Orchidaceae.